Molecule: messenger RNA, 633 nt
Organism: Cordyceps militaris CM01
Lineage: Eukaryota; Fungi; Ascomycota; Sordariomycetes; Hypocreales; Cordycipitaceae
Exons: 2
Coding region: 1-633 (210 amino acids)
Biological process (GO): mitochondrial respiratory chain complex I assembly
Cellular component (GO): membrane
Source: RefSeq, a predicted model, not a curated record
AUGACCGGCACAACCAUUGGCCCCAUCGGCCGCGCGUGGCUCAAGUGGAAAUCGCUGCGUCUGCCAUGGCGCAAGCGCUUCCUCGUCGGCUUCGAUCUUCAAGGCAACACGUACUGGGAGUUCCGCCUCACGACCCGCGGCACCGGCGACGCCGCCCCCAACGGCCUCGGCGAGGUCGAGCGCUGGCGCCGCAUCGUCCAGUACCCGCGCGCGACGCACCUGUCCGCCGUCAAGGUCGGCCCGCUCUGGCACCAGUGGCUGCGGUACACGCGCCGCGACCCGCCGAGCCUCGAAGAGCAGCGCGGCGACGUCGUGCGGCAGGCCCGCACCAAGGUGCUCGCCGCGGAUGCGGACGCGCGCUGGGCCGCCAAGCCUCGUGUCAUGGAUGCGCCGCCGCCGCCGCCGCCGACAUUGCCCGAGACGACAACGACACCACAUGCACAGGCAGAGACGACACCGUUGAGGGCAGAGUCGAGACGGAGACGGAGUAGCAAGCGCCCCGAGGAGAUGACGCAGGCGAGGGCAGACGACGACGCGGUCGAUGAUGACAAGGACCCGUGGAAAAAGGCAAAGACCAGGGGACCGAGUGAGGACUGGCAACCACAGGCUUGGAGUCCGAAUGCGAAAAAGUGA